AUGGUCGGCUCAGCAGAAGCUUCCCGCGGUGGAAGCGGCGGCGUUCUCGCUGCAGAUGGAAAGGACGCCGCUGUAGAUCCCUCUCCUUCCCAGGCAACGAUGACGGCGAAGAAGAAACGUUCUCUGACGGCACCUUUCCAUUUCGUCUCUGGAUGCGAGAUCGGCGUUCUGGUGGUGGGCGUCGUCUUUGCCCUCGGCGCAGGAUCAUUGAUGCCAGGAUUCAUUUCGAUUUUUGGAGACAUCAUGACUGCACUCAAUACGUCCGCCGACGUGGGGCCUUACGUGAAGCUGCUGGGCAUCCUCGCCGUGGCUGAGUUGUUUCUCGGGUGGACUGCAGCUGGAGCCUUCGAGUACUUGUGCGACCGUCAGGCGGGAAAGUUCAAACUCGAGCUUUUUUCCUCGGUGAUGCGGCAGGAGCUCGGUUGGUUCGACGUGAACGACACAAGCUCACUCUCGAGCCGCAUCGAUUCGAACACGGCCAUCAUUCGCGUGGCGGUCGGAAUCAAGUGCGCCACUGCGGUCCAGUUCUUCGCAACUUGCGUCGGCUCUUUCAUCGUCGCGUUUUGGCGAAGCUGGAAAAUGACCCUCAUCGUCACUGCAACGCUCCCUUGCGUUGUUGGAGGCGCCGCCUUUCUCGCGUGGUCCCUCCGCUACAGCCAAAGCGCGGUCCUCAAUGCCUACCGGGAGGCGGGAGGCAUCGCCGAGGAAGCGCUGGGGAAUAUCCGAACGGUCAUUUCUCUCGGGGGAGAAGAACGGAUGGCCAACGCUUACAAAGCGAGCUUAAAGAAGGCAGAGAAGGCGGCGAUUAAAGGAGGCGCUCUGACCGGUUCUGCUCUCGGAACCAUGAUGGGCUGCGUCUUCCUCAUGUACGCGGUCGGCUUUUGGUACGCUGGGCAAGUCAUCUCGGACGGACUUCGUCACGUGCAGGAAGCAAACGCAUUGCUGCCACCGGGGGCGUCUCUGGUGGUCCCCGCCGAUAUGGACUUCCAAGGAGGCGAUGCCAUCGUCGUGCUCAUCUGCGUCAUGGUCAGCGCGUUCUCCCUCGGACAAAUCAUCCCCGUUUUUGGCGACUACCUUAAAGCCGUCGAGGCUGCAUCGGAUCUGCUGGAAGUCAUCAGCCGACGAUCGCAGCUAGACCCGCUGGACGAGAGUGGGCUUAAGGACGUGAACAUGACCGGCGACAUCGUCUACGAAGACAUCACGUUUGCCUAUCCAUCUCGACCGGAAAAGACGAUCCUGAAAAACUUGAAUCUGCGCAUUCCAGGUGGCAAAACUGUCGCCCUGGUUGGCGGCUCCGGAUGCGGGAAAUCGACGAUUGUCCAGCUGCUUCAGAGACAGUAUGAGCCGUCCUCAGGAACUGUAAAAAUUGGCAACACCUUGCUGAACGACAUCAAUGUGGCGUCACUCCGCGAAGGCCUUGGAGUCGUUAGCCAAGAGCCGAAGCUUUUCUCGGCAACGAUCGAAGAGAACAUCGCGCUCGGGUCCAAGCGCCCCGUGACGCUUGCAGACAUUGAAGCGGCGGCGCAGAAGGCGAAUGCGGCAGGUUUCGUCGGCGACUUCGCCGAGAAAUACCAAACCCACUGCGGAGCGAUGGGGUCCCAGCUCUCUGGCGGCCAGAAGCAGCGCGUCGCUAUUGCACGUGCUCUGGUGCGGCGGCCCUCUAUUUUGAUUUUCGACGAGGCAACGUCUGCUCUCGACAACGCCUCCGAGCGCGUCGUGCAGGCUGCCUUGGACGCUCUCAUCGAAUCGACAGGCGUGACCACGAUUAUCAUUGCACAUCGGCUGAGCACGAUUCAAAGAGCAGAUUUGAUUGUUGUUCUCGGUCAAACAGACGAGGCGGGCGGAUCCUCCGUCAUCCAGCAAGGCUCCCACGCAGAACUGAUGAAGGACGAGAAUGGUCUCUACUUCAGCUUAGUUCAAUCGCAGCUGGCCGGCAUGCACGGAGACGAGGACGAGAAAGAACAGGAAACGACUGCGGAGGCUCUCGUCGACGCUGGCGCAGAUGCCGCCACCGCCCCCGUUUGCCAAAGCAUGGAAAAAUACCCCUCCUCUCAGAUGGCAAGCCGGCGGGACUCCGCGCUGUCGUCGAUCUCCAAAAUUUCUGAGCAUCUUCUCAACGCAGAUGUGACGGAGGCAACACGACGCUGCCUCUGCUUUCCGAAGAAAAAAGUCACUCCUAGAGACCCCCAGGCGCCUCCACCUGUCAACAAAAUGCGCAUGUUUGGCCUCGCCUUCCGCUACUGGCCUGUCUACAUUGUCACGCUUAUCGCCGCCGCUGCGUCCGGAAUAGUCUUCCCCGCCUACUCGGUCGUGUUCUCCCGUUUCGUCGCGGUCUUCUUCCGCCUGGAUCCUGACGAGGUGUCCAGCGAGGCGAACAAGUGGAGUCUCUGUUUCGUUGGCCUCGCUGUCGCGAGCCUUUUGGUGGAGUGGAUGAAGUUCUCCGGCAUCGAGUACAUGGGGUCGAAGGUCACUUCCGACCUCCGCGAGAAAGCCUUCGUGCAAACCAUUCACCAGGAUGUCGCCUUCUUCGACGACACUCGAAACAGCGUCGGUUCUCUCAUGUCGAUCUUGUCGUCAGACGUGCUGCUAGUGAAGAGUGGAAGCUGCGGGAACCCCAUGGCACUGGUCGCAAUGAUUGCUGCGAUUACGGCCGGUUGCACAAUCUCUUUUGUGGGUGACUGGAAACUUGCGUCGGUCAUGGUUGCGAGCCUCGUCGUUCUUAUCCCGGCUCACAUUAUGGAAGAGCGAAUUAUGCACACGCAUGGUCACGUCUCGAAGGAAGACAAGUCGCAAAAAGACAAACAAAGUUUCCAGUGCCCAGAACAAGUUCUCAUCGAGGCGGUCGGUGGCAUCCGUGUGGUGUCCGCCUUCGGUCUCGAACAGUACUUUGUCGACCUAUACAAAAAGUGCCUCCACCUGGAUCCGGCGUCUCAGGCGAGGAACGCAGCUUCUGUCGGCUUCUUCUGGGGUUUCAGCCAGGGUGUGCAAUUUGCCUUCAAUGCCCUGUCCAUGUGGUACGGCGGCGAGCUGAUAAAGGAGGGAGCAGACGCACAAGAUAUCAUGCAAGCAACGUUCGGCAUUUUGUUUGCCUCGAUGUCGAUUGGCCAAACUGUCUUGUACUCCACCGACGCUGCACGGGCGCAGUUGGCGGCGGAGCGCGUCUUUGCUCUGAUCGACAGGCCGUCUGCGAUCGACACGCGAGACACCGGAGGCAGGCGAUACAACGACGCGAAAAAGACCGCCGUGGAUGUCAAUUUCACAAACGUUCAGUUUCGUUACCCGUCGAGGCCGACAGUGCCGGUGUACAGGAAUCUAUCCUUCGCCAUCAAGGCGGGGGAGUCCGUGGCUCUCGUUGGGCCCUCGGGUUGUGGCAAGUCCACUGCGAUUCAGCUAAUUGAGAGGUUCUACGACCUGCCAAGCAGCGUUGCCGCGAACGCAUCGCCGGUGAAGGACGGCAAGAAGAAGACGAAAGGCGGAGGCUCGAUCACGUUUGAUGGGACAGAAUUGCGGGAUGCAAAUGUCAGUUCUCUGCGCGAGCAAUUGGGACUGGUCGGCCAAGAACCUGUGCUGUUCAACAUGAGCAUUGAAGACAACAUUCGCUUCUCGUGCCCAGAUGCCUCUGAGGCGGACAUCAUCGAGGCGGCCAAGCAGGCACAAGCAGACGCCUUCAUUCGCACCUUCCCGCAGGGCUACAAAACCCAAGUCGGGGCUUCCGGCAGCCAGCUUUCAGGUGGUCAGAAACAGCGAAUUGCGAUUGCUCGAGCGCUCGUUCGAAAGCCUCGCCUUCUUAUUUUGGAUGAAGCAACGUCUGCGCUCGAUCCCGAAUCGGAGCGCCAGGUGCAAAAGACUCUUGACGAACUCAUGGAGACUGGCCAUCAACACAGCACCAUCAUUGUCGCCCACAGAUUGUCCACAGUUCGAAAUGCAAAUAAGAUCGUCGUUCUUAGUAACGAAGACGGUCGCGGCAGUCACGUGGUGGAAGUGGGAACUCACGAGGAGCUGAUGAAGCUUAAAAACGGAGUGUACAGGCAGCUCGUUAACAUGUCGCGGUACUCGGCUUAG
Molecule: messenger RNA, 4062 nt
Organism: Neospora caninum
Lineage: Eukaryota; Apicomplexa; Conoidasida; Eucoccidiorida; Sarcocystidae
Product: ATP-binding cassette, sub-family B (MDR/TAP),member 4, related
Exons: 35
Coding region: 1-4062 (1353 amino acids)
Biological process (GO): transmembrane transport
Cellular component (GO): membrane
Molecular function (GO): ATP binding; ATP hydrolysis activity; ABC-type transporter activity
Source: RefSeq, a predicted model, not a curated record